Molecule: messenger RNA, 2346 nt
Organism: Alternaria conjuncta
Lineage: Eukaryota; Fungi; Ascomycota; Dothideomycetes; Pleosporales; Pleosporaceae
Exons: 5
Coding region: 1-2346 (781 amino acids)
Biological process (GO): DNA-templated transcription
Molecular function (GO): zinc ion binding; DNA binding
Source: RefSeq, a predicted model, not a curated record
AUGGAGACCACAACAGCAGAGACACCCAAGCUUGAACGUCGUGGCUCGGCACCCGUGAAGCGAAGAGUCCCGAGGCACAUCCAGAAGCAGCGAGAAGAGGCAGCUGCCAGUGGUAGUCCGCAAACCCCCAAUGGAAUUUCGAGCUAUUACGAGAGGCCCGGCGUAAUGGCAGAGAUGGACGAAGAUGUUUGGUCGCAGUCUGAAGCAACACCAGUUGUACAACAUUUCCCAGCCGGCAAAGGUGGUCUGCCUGCAGGUGACUGGCAAGCUCUGAACCCUGGCACGACAUUCGAUCCACCUGUCAACCACAUGAUGAUCGACCCAUUGCUUCUUGGUUCUGGUGCUGCGUACCCGGCAAUGCAUGCCGAGAUGCCUCGCGAGGAGCUGAUGUACGCCAUGAACGGUACGUACGAUGGCCGAGCUCGGAGUGCUUCACAAAACUCCCAGUCUGUGUACAUGUCUCGUUUGUCUCGCAUGCACCUUAUUCCUGGUCCUAAUGGUACACCGGUUUCGAUCCCUCCUGAGUACGCCAACAUGACGUAUCCAAUGCAGUACCAAGCAACAGGAAGGCAAUCGUCUCCACACAGCUAUGGUUCUGUAGACACCGGAUCACCGCAGUCUGGAGUGAGCGCGAACUCCUCCCAGAACGGCGCCGCCAUCGCCGCUUGCAGAUACCCUGUUUUGGGGCCACUACUACCCCACCUUGGACCGAUACUCAAUGUCACCACCGCAUGCGAUCUCCUCGAAUUUUACUUUCAAAGUUCAUCGUCGGUAUUCAUGGAACCGGUCUCGCCGUACAUUCUCGGAUCCGUUUUCAGGAAGCGAAGUUUCCUCCGACAACACAAGCCCAGGAAAUGCAGCCCCGCUCUGUUAUCAAGCAUGCUAUGGGUCGCUGCCCAGACGAGUGAAGCGAGCUAUCUGACAUCUUCGCCGUCAGCCAGAGCUAUCAUCAGCCAAAAGCUGUGGAAGCUCACAGUAGAUCUGCUCAAGCCUCUUGUCCACUCUCCAUCUUCUCACGGUUUCGCUCCUGGACCUGGCUUGACAUCUGCCGCACACGACGCUUUCGGGGUUGACCGAGCUAUAGGACGAUACGAUGGAAGACCCGACGGAGCAAUGCCACCCACCAGCACCCUGGAUGAUGUCGCUACGUACAUCAACCUCGGAGUCGUGACGUCCGCGAGCGAAUACAAAGCGGCUUCUUUGCGGUGGUGGAACGCGGCAUGGUCGCUGGCUCGAGAACUAAAAUUAGGGCGAGAACUGCCACAAGGACCCGUGAAAGAGCGAGAGACAGCUGCAACAGAGAAGGAGAUUGAGGCGGGUAUGCCAGAAGGCGCCAGCGCGCAGGCACCCGUGGGCACACCAUCCGCAGCAAUCGUGGAAGAGAUGAAGGAAGAAAGGCGCCGACUGUGGUGGUUGCUGUACAUGGUUGACCGGCACCUUGGCCUCUGCUACAACCGACCGUUGGCGAUGCUCGACAACGAAUGCGAGGACUUGUUCCAGCCGGUUCCUGACACCCUCUGGCAGGCGGGCGAGUUCUACACUGGCCACCCUGGGUCACGGAAACGGGGACUCAAUUUUGAGUGCACAUCGCAUGACAUUUUCGGUUUCUUCCUGCCCUUAAUGACGAUUCUCGGAGACAUUGUAGAUCUGAAUGCACAGAAGAACCAUCCAAGAUUUGGUCAACGGACAUCCUGGGAGCUCCACGAGGCAGAAAUCACCCGCCAGUUAGAACGGUACGCGUACAGCAUCGAGGACUUCAAGGCACAACAUGGCUGCGGCUCGAAUGAGGAAGCGCAGGCCAACAGCACCCCAGACCCAGUUCGGAGUGAGUGGAUGCAUCAGACGAGGAAAGUCGCGGCAUAUGCCACCCACAUCAUGCACGUGUUGCAUAUCCUGUUACACGGCAAAUGGGAUCCGGUGGCACUAUUAGAGGACGACAACAUGUGGAUUUGCUCACAGUCCUUCCUUGCGGCGACUUCCAACGCGAUAUCCGCUGCACAUGCGGUAGAAGUCAUACUGGACGUUGAUCCAGAUCUGUCGUUUAUGCCUUACUUGUUCGGCAUGUAUCUCCUGCAAGGAAGUCUGAUCCUGCUCCUUCUAGCGGACAAGCUAUCGACCGAGACCAAUGACGGAGUUAUUCGAGCGUGCGAAACCAUUGUCCGGGCACACGAGGCGGCAGUUGUGACUCUCAACACCGAGUAUCAGAGAAACUUCCGCAAAGUGAUGAUCUCGACAUUAGCGCAAAUAAAAGGCCACGGCCACGCCAGAGAGAUGACGGCUGCGAAGCGGCGGGAAGUCCUAUCCUUGUAUCGCUGGACAAGUUUAGGAAACGGAUUGGCCAUAUAA